Exophiala xenobiotica is the source of this 1568-nucleotide messenger RNA. RefSeq lists its product as uncharacterized. The transcript has 3 exons. NCBI's taxonomy places the organism in Eukaryota, Fungi, Ascomycota, Eurotiomycetes, Chaetothyriales, Herpotrichiellaceae. Gene Ontology annotation, molecular function: catalytic activity. The record is from RefSeq and is a predicted model, not a curated record. Gene Ontology annotation, biological process: DNA repair. Bases 237 to 1568 code for a protein of 443 amino acids.
GUGAUCACCCUUAUUCACACGACAUACAUUCUCCAGAGGUCAUGAUAACGACAGUCACGAACACAUUCCGACUUUGAGAGAUUUUCAAGAUCGACACUCCUCGAUCUACGCUUUUGCCCUUUCAUUGCUUCUGAACUCUUUGACCUGCAGAUCUGUUUUUCUGACAUCAGCCUGCUACAAAAAUAUCAUAAACGACUCAAUAUACCCUGUUACUACUUCUCUCGUCAACAACCAAGAUGGUGUCGACCCGCUCUCGGACAUCAGGUGACAUCAAGGCACAAGUUGCGGCCAUCGAUGAAGCUUGUGCCAGCACUGGGACCAAACAGACAACGAUCACGAGCUUCUUUCUUUCCUCGGUCAAGCGUACGAACGAUGUCGUCACAGAGACUACUACUAUGACUGGUGUUGUCGUGACGGAGGCUUCGACUAGUCCUACGUCCAAUGCUUCCUCGUCUGAACCAACUGCUCCAGAGAGCUCCACUGAAGAGAAACUGGCAGAGCAACAGCCGUCUGAGGCACUCACGAAUGGCCGCGCCAAGAAGCGCAAGGCUGCUGAUGCAGCCACUCCUUCUGUGACGAAGAAGUUCAAAACUUCCAAGACAAAGACGGUCAAGGUCAAGGAAGAAGCCAAUGCUGAUUUCCAGUCUCCGAUCAUCGCAACUUCCGAUGAGCCAGUCUCCUCCGAACGCCGUGUGCUGCGCCAGCGAGGAAGCAACGGUAGAGUCAGUGUUGCACUGAAAGAGGUCCAGGCCGCUACUCAGAGCCUGCCAACAGGCAUUGUCAUCCUCAAAAUCAAUGCCGAGCGCCUCAGAGCAUUCCUUACCCGUCCUUCUCCGCCGAAAAAGAAGAGAACCAUCUUCCGUCGAAGUCGCUCCAAUCCGUAUACCAACAAAUAUCGCUUCGAGUUUGGUGAAGACCGUCUGCCCUCUCACAGUGAACCGACACCACAGAGCCUCAAAGAGGUUGCUGAGAUCUUGGAGAAGGAGCGCAUGACUUUGACGAACGGAGCCCUAGUCACAGCAGAAGCGUUCACACCUUUCCAUGCUGGCAGCCGGCUUACGGUCGACGCCCUAGUCCGCGUCAUUAUUGCGCAGGCCUGCACAAACGAGGUGGCCACUGAAGUCCAGCAAACAAUGAGGCUGGCUUAUCCUUACUACGUGGACGGCAAGAAGGUGGUUGGUGAGAAGCCAAAUUACCAUGAUGUGCGCGUGGGAAGUGUGAAGAAGUUGGAGAGCGUGAUCAAGAAGGGUGGCCUAAUCUUCAAGGCCCAGAAGAUUAAAGAUUGCCUGAACGCAGUCUUUCAGAAAAACGUCGCUCUGCUUCAGCCAGGAGAAGUUGAGUAUACGCUCAACGACCCCAUAUCGACCGACUUCGUCCCCGGCUUGUUGUCCAUGGACUACAUAUACGACAUCUACAAGGAGGGUGGCAAACAGGCAGCCUUCGACAGUCUUGUCGAACUUCCACUCAUGGGAGUGAAGUCGGUCUGUUGUCUGAUGGGUUUUCACAUGCGCUUACCUGUCUUUGCCGUCGAUACACAUGUCGCGAACAUGGCCAAGCUUCUUGGUUAG